AAUGACGUCGCUCAAGCGGCUUAGAAUGUGGGGUAGAUAAAGAAAAAUGGCUUGCUCUAGGACCCAGGACCCAUCAGCGGGGUUAGCUCUCCCCUCUUCGUCUUUGACAAUCAGACAAUUCGAAACUGCCGGGGAGGCAGGGAGGAGCUUGAGGGGCACCAAAAGCACAUUACCGUUUGAUGCAGCAAUCGCAUCAUAGUACCUAAUUCAUAAUUCACUACGCUGUACAUAUUGGAAGCAUAAUCACACCGUUAGACUUAAUUGACUUCACAGAUCAUAUCUUUCUAUUCCAGACUCUUAACAUUUAUAUCACACGGUGGCAUUUAGACUAAUCGCAAAAAUGGCCGCCUUCGAGACCAAAGCCAGCAUCCCCAAUUUCGGCGGUAGGCUGCUCAAGCUGCAACACCAGUCCUCCAGCACAGGUACCCCUAUGGACGUAAACCUAUUCCUACCUCCCAACGCAGUCUCCGGGUCCAAGGUUCCCGUGCUAAUCUACCUAUCCGGUCUAACCUGCACGCCCCAAAACUGCACCGAGAAGGGCUUCUUCCAAGCGCACGCGGCGCGCAGGGGCAUCGCCAUCGUAUGGCCCGACACCUCGCCCCGCGGGGCCAACAUCCCCGGCGAGACGGAGAGCUGGGACUUCGGCGCGGGCGCGGGGUUCUACGUGGACGCGACGCAGGCGCCGUGGAGCGCGCACUACCGCAUGGAGUCGUACGUGGCCUCGGAGCUGCCCGCCGCGCUGUUCGCCGCCUUCCCCGCGACCCUCGACCCCGCGCGCGUCAGCAUCACGGGCCACAGCAUGGGCGGCCACGGCGCCCUCACCCUCUUCCUCAAACACCCCGGCAAGUACCGCAGCGUCAGCGCCUUCGCGCCCAUCGCUAACCCCUCCCGCUGCCCCUGGGGCGAGAAGGCUUUCUCCGGGUACCUCGGCCCGGACCGCGAGGCGUGGAAGAGGCACGAUGCUACGGAGCUGGUGAGGGGGUGGCCGGAGGGCGCGGAUAUUAAGGCGCUGGUCGAUGUGGGGACUGGGGAUAGCUUUUAUAAGCAGGGCCAGCUGUUGCCGGAGAACUUUGAGAAGGCGGUUAAGGAGGCGGGGGUCAAGGGGUUGGAGUUGAGGUUCCAGCCGGAUUACGAUCACUCGUACUUCUUCAUGUCGACGUUUGCCGAGGAUCACGUCGAGCAUGCUGCGAAGUACCUGUUCUCGUAGGAGCAUUUCUCUCCUUGAACGAUCGCAACACUUGGAAUCCGAUGGUAGAUAGAUCAUGUAUGCUUUUCUAAAUCUAAAUCUAGGACUCGCGAAGUUGGAGCGACGUAGAAUGAACAGAAGAAACUCUAGUAUUGGUGGUAGUUAACGGAGAAGGCAACAACAACAAGAAAUCUAAUUUAAGUAGAAGAUGCAAUUCGCCUGUCAUGAGAGAG
Molecule: messenger RNA, 1419 nt
Organism: Daldinia vernicosa
Lineage: Eukaryota; Fungi; Ascomycota; Sordariomycetes; Xylariales; Hypoxylaceae
Product: putative esterase
Exons: 2
Coding region: 341-1207 (288 amino acids)
Biological process (GO): formaldehyde catabolic process
Cellular component (GO): cytosol
Molecular function (GO): S-formylglutathione hydrolase activity
Source: RefSeq, a predicted model, not a curated record